This is a messenger RNA of Triticum urartu, 1216 nucleotides long. RefSeq lists its product as uncharacterized. NCBI's taxonomy places the organism in Eukaryota, Viridiplantae, Streptophyta, Magnoliopsida, Poales, Poaceae. The record is from RefSeq and is a predicted model, not a curated record.
CCUGGAUUGUUGAUGAAUAUACUUGGGGAUUCGUGAUUCUCGUGUCCCUUGAUGCGGUGCGAGAUUCAUGGGGAUUUGGGGCGAGGAAGAUUGGGGUGCGAUUCGGGGGGAUCAUGCCUCGGAUUCUUGGGGUCGUCGGGGAUGCGGUGAUUGAAGGAGAAGACGGUGGAGAUAGAGAGGGAGGGGGAGGCUUCGGAUUUCAAAAAUAGACUUGGCUCGUUCGAUACUGCCAAUUCUUUUGGUGCUGAUUUUGAGUUGCUAAGAACCCUUGAUUGAUGCAAAUCUUAAUUUUGUUUUAUGUGGAGCACCAGUGUUGGGGAUAUCUUGUUAAACAUCCAGUUCCCCUGACAUGCAUGAACUGUUCAGUAUAGGAUUCCCAUCUUAUGCAGCUAUGUUUUCUCUAUUUACAUUGUUUUCUAUCAUGUGUUAUGUUUGCAACAUUUCCCUAUGCUUUGAUUGAUAAUAUGUAUUUUGAUGUUUUUGCCUAAUUUAUGUUUACCUUUGUUUCGUAGGAACUUGUCAAAUCUUGGUCUGAAGGGAAUGUUAUCUCCUGAGAUUGGACAGCUUACUAAUAUGCAUUUUCUUGUACUGCACAGGAACUUGUUCUAUGGUAUUAUCCCUAGAGAGAUGGGAGAUUUACGAGAGCUGAAGGUGCAGGAUCUGUGGUACAAUAACUUCAAUGGAUCAAUUCCAUCAGAGCUAAUAAACAUUUUAUCCCUGGAAUUUAUCUUUCUUAAAAGAAACAGACUUUAUGGUGAUUUACCUCUUGAACUAAAUGAGCUCAUCAGUCUGUGUGAGUCUCAGGUUCGCCACGGCAGGACUUUCUCAAAUAGGAUGCCUGCUGCAAGGUUGUGGAAAAACGGAUGUAGCAUUCCUUCUACAAGUUGUCAUGAGUUGGGACAUAGAAGAAGAGAGCCGACGAGAAGUUGCACAGCGGUUUGCUCCGGUGUCGCUUCCAAUGGCGUUGCGCAAAGUGCAGAUUGCAGGCUAGAUGCGUAUGAGUCCAUCCCUACGUCCACGGUGUCGAAGCAUAGGAAAUCAAGUCAAUUAGAUAGUAUAUCUGGUUAUGAAAGUGUCUUUUGUGUACGCAGUUUUGCCAUUAUUUUGUAAAAGCUUUGAGUUUUUGAUAAUGUAAUUGUCUUACUAAUAACACUUUUAAUCAAUUCGUACCAAGGCUAAUAGCCAAGUUAUGCACAAAUUGUUCAUGUUUUCUUGA